AUGGCUGACAAUAUCAACGGUGAACAAAACCAAGCUCAACCUCAACAAAACCAUAAUGAAGAAAUGUUUUCAAUCUUAAAAACAGGUUUUCAAGCCAUUAAAACUGAAGUUUUGCCAAAAAUGGGAAUAAUGACUAAUGGAGGAACAGAUACCAACGAGGCAGCUUAUGAUGAAACUUAUGCUGUUGGUGAAGGAACUGUUGCAGGAGGACUUGCUGUUGAAGACGAUGAAGCUUGCUGUGGAGAUACUAUCAACAUUGUUGAUUUAAAUCCAAUGGAUUUUAAACUCAUAAACGUUGUUUCUCAACAAAAAAAAUUGUAUUCAGUUGCUUCAUUAAGCCACUAA
Messenger RNA from Ascoidea rubescens DSM 1968, 345 nucleotides. RefSeq lists its product as uncharacterized. The transcript has 2 exons. The coding region runs from base 1 to 345 and encodes 114 amino acids. The record is from RefSeq and is a predicted model, not a curated record. Lineage: Eukaryota; Fungi; Ascomycota; Saccharomycetes; Ascoideales; Ascoideaceae.